Molecule: messenger RNA, 1287 nt
Organism: Lampris incognitus (smalleye Pacific opah)
Lineage: Eukaryota; Metazoa; Chordata; Actinopteri; Lampriformes; Lampridae
Product: voltage-dependent calcium channel gamma-4 subunit-like
Exons: 4
Coding region: 4-1287 (427 amino acids)
Biological process (GO): neurotransmitter receptor transport, postsynaptic endosome to lysosome; postsynaptic neurotransmitter receptor diffusion trapping; neurotransmitter receptor internalization
Cellular component (GO): AMPA glutamate receptor complex; postsynaptic density membrane
Molecular function (GO): channel regulator activity; voltage-gated calcium channel activity
Source: RefSeq, a predicted model, not a curated record
GCCAUGGUGUGGUGUGAGAGGGGAAUCCAGGUGCUGCUGACCACCAUGGGGGCGUUUGCCGCCUUCGCCCUGAUGACGGUGGCCAUCGGCACCGACUACUGGCUGUACGCCCGAGCCUUCAUCUGCAACAGCACCGCCAACUCCUCCCAGGAGGACUCCAACAACAAGGACAAGAAAGACCCCGGGGCCCUCACGCACUCCGGCCUCUGGAGGAUCUGCUGCCUGGAAGGGAUGAAGCGAGGUGUGUGUUCCCAGAUCAAUCACUUCCCCGAGGAUGCUGACUACGACCAGGAUGCUGCAGAGUAUCUGCUGCGUGUGGUGCGAGCCUCCAGCAUCUUCCCCAUCUUGAGCGCCAUACUGCUCCUGCUGGGCGGAGUGUGCGUUGCAUCCAGCACCUUCUACAAGAACAAGAGGAACAUUAUCCUCGGGGGAGGGAUUCUCUUCGUAGCUGCAGGCCUGAGCAACAUUAUUGGUGUGAUCGUGUAUAUCUCUGCGGCGUUGAGCGACAUCUCACCAAAGAAGGAUGAGGACAAGAAGUGGCACUACUCCUAUGGCUGGUCUUUCUACUUCGGCGGCCUCUCGUUCAUCCUAGCCGAGAUGGUUGGCGUCCUGGCUGUCAACAUAUACAUCGAGAAGAACAAGGAGCUGCGCUGCCGCUCACGCUCUGACCUCUUCAAGAGCACCACACAUGCCAUGUUGCGCCUGCCCAGCUACCGCUUCCGCCGACGCUCGCGCUCCAGCUCACGCUCCACCGACCCACCACGCUCACACGAGACCUCUCCCGUUGGUGCCUCCAAGACCUUCAGCCUGCCGCCAUCGGCCCCACCCUUCUCCGUGGCCACGCUACCGAACCCACACCACACCAGCGGCGGGGGGGGAGGAGUUGGAGGUGGGGGAGACAUUUCCAUGUACACCCUGUCGAGGGACUCCAAGCUAGGGAGCCUGGGAGGCGGUGCACCCCCCCUGUACGGUACAGUGGACCGUGCCACGCUCUACCAGCUCCACAAUUACUUCCCCAAAGACUCCGGCGGUGGGGGAGGAGUGAUGAGCAGUGGGACACUCCCAUCUCUCUCCAAGUCCAACUUGGCGGCAGCGGCGGCUGUGGCCCAAAACGCGGCGCCACUCAACACCUCCACCCAAGCCGCUCCGACAGCCCAGCAGGCCCCAGUAUCAACGGCAACCAUGGAGAGGGACAGGGGCACCAUGGGAACCCUGGAUCGGCUGGGGGGGAAACGGGACAGGGAUAGCAACUCGGAUACGCUAAACAGGAAGACCACGCCAGUUUAA